Messenger RNA from Tetrahymena thermophila SB210, 558 nucleotides. RefSeq lists its product as hypothetical. The transcript has a single exon. NCBI's taxonomy places the organism in Eukaryota, Ciliophora, Oligohymenophorea, Hymenostomatida, Tetrahymenidae. The record is from RefSeq and is a predicted model, not a curated record.
AUGUUGCUUCUUUAUGAUAAAUUCUAUUGCAUCGAUAGUUUUAAUCAGUUACCAUCUCAAAUCGAGCAAUAUAAAAAACAAAUUUAGUUAGUAGGUGUAAGGAUUCAAGGCUCUGUGACUGUUGCUUAGCUAUAAUUACAAUUAAAAUUUAUAGAAAUAUUUUUUUUCUUAAAUAAAAAUGUUACAGGAAGUGUUUGUAAAAAUACUUCAAAUGUAAUAAUGUUACGUGCAUUUAAUUAUAAAAGAGUGAAAACUCCAAAAUAAAGUAAUAGAAAAAGGAUUUUUAAAUUAGUUUAUCUUAUAUUAAAGGUGCAAAAUAUAAUUAUGAAGGUAUAAUACAAGGAAAAAGUAAUAAAUACAAAUUAUAAUAAAUAAUAGGUCGACUCCCAAAUUUAAAUUUAAGAUAAUUCGAUGUAGUAAAUGUUUAAUGUUCACUUCGUUUCUAACAGUUAAUCUCAAAAUUAAUAAAUAAUUUUAGAUAACACUUAUUCUGAAUAAAUUAAAUUUGCAAUGAAAUUUUUAGUUGUUUAUUUCUUUAUUUAGUUAGUUAGUUAGUGA